Messenger RNA from Empidonax traillii (willow flycatcher), 3360 nucleotides. RefSeq names its product integrin subunit beta 2 (gene ITGB2). Bases 124 to 2442 code for a protein of 772 amino acids. Gene Ontology annotation, molecular function: amyloid-beta binding; integrin binding. Gene Ontology annotation, cellular component: cell surface; integrin complex; focal adhesion. The transcript is spliced from 16 exons. The record is from RefSeq and is a predicted model, not a curated record. Gene Ontology annotation, biological process: cell migration; integrin-mediated signaling pathway; cell adhesion mediated by integrin. Lineage: Eukaryota; Metazoa; Chordata; Aves; Passeriformes; Tyrannidae.
AAGGUUGGGGUACGUCGCAGAGCUCCGGAUGCCUGGCUGCUUUUCCCAACCAAGCUUGAAAGAGUGAGACCAUCCUCAUCCCAGCCCAGGGACGGGAAAGAGGUGAAGGCUGGAUGCCAGAAGAUGCUGCGUGCCCGCUGCCUCCAGCUGCCAGCAGUGAUGGGGGUGCUGCUGCUGGUGACCACAGCCUUUUCCAUGGAGUGCCCCAAGAUCAAGGUGGGGACGUGCAGGGACUGCAUCUGGUCUGGCCCUGGCUGUGCCUGGUGCAAGAAGAUGAAUUUCACCAAAGCCGGCGAGCCGGACUCGGUCCGCUGCGACACCAUCGAGCAGCUGGAGCAGAGGGGGUGCCCACGUGGUGAAAUUGAGUUCCCAGUCAACGACAUCACGAGAACACAGGACAGUCCCUUAAGCAACGAUGUGCAGCUGACUCCCCAGGAGGUGCGCCUGAAGCUGAGGAUAGGCCAGCCCGCUGUGUUCGAGGCAAAGUUCCGCCGUGCCAUGGGGUAUCCCAUUGAUCUCUACUACCUCAUGGACCUCUCCUACUCCAUGCUGGAUGACCUGCAGAAGGUGAAGAAGCUGGGAGGGGAGCUGCUCAGAGCGCUGGAGAGCACCACCCCUUCUCGACGCAUUGGGUUUGGCUCCUUCGUGGACAAGACGGUGCUGCCCUUUGUCAACACGCACCCUGAGAAGCUGCAGAACCCCUGCCCCAACAAGGACAAGCAGUGCCAGCCUCCCUUCGCCUUCAAGCACAUCCUCUCACUGACCGACAACGCCCAGCAGUUUGAGAGCGAAGUGGGCAAGCAGUUCAUCUCGGGGAACCUGGACGCCCCAGAGGGGGGGCUGGAUGCCAUGAUGCAGGCAGCGGUGUGUGGGGACCUGAUAGGCUGGCGCAACGUGACCCGCCUGCUGGUGUAUGCCACUGAUGACGGCUUCCACUUCGCUGGGGAUGGCAAGCUGGCAGGCAUCCUGACCCCCAACGAUGGCCAGUGCCACUUGGAGGACAACAUGUACAAGAGGAGCAACGAGUUCGACUACCCGUCUGUUGGCCAGCUGGUCCAGAAACUUGCUGAAAACAACAUUCAGCCCAUCUUUGCCGUCACCAGUAGGAUGGUGGAUGUUUACAAGAAACUCAGUGAGAUGAUCCCGAAGUCGGCAGUGGGAGAGCUGAAUGAGGACUCCAGCAACAUCAUCGAACUCAUCCAGGUGGCCUACAACAACCUGUCCUCGCAGAUCAUCCUGGACCAUUCCACUCUGCCAGAUGUCCUGGAUGUCAAAUACGACUCCAAAUGCAGUGAUAACCAGGACACCACGGAUGGAGAAAGAGGGCAGUGUAACAAUGUCAAGAUCAAUGAUGAGGUCACCUUCAAAGUGAAGGUCACAGCCAAGGAGUGCAUCCAAGGCCAGUCCUUCACCAUCCGGCCCUUGGGCUUCACAGACACCCUCACUGUCCACGUGGACAGCAACUGUGAGUGCCGCUGUGACGAGCAGCCCAACCCGGCUGCCUGCAGAGGGCAGGGCAGCAUUGUCUGUGGGAUCUGCAGCUGCAACCCGGGCUACACGGGGAAGAACUGCGAGUGCGACACCAAAGGCAGGAGCAGCAAGGAGCUGGAGAGCAGCUGCCGCAAGGACAACAGCUCGCUGAUCUGCUCGGGGCUGGGGGACUGCGUGUGCGGGCAGUGCCUCUGCCACACCGGCGACGUGGCCGGCAAGGAGAUCUACGGCACCUACUGCCAGUGCGACAACGUGGACUGCGAGUUCUACAACGGCUUCCCCUGCGGCGGACCAGAGCGCGGGAAAUGCGACUGCGGGCAGUGCAUCUGCGCGCCUGGCUACGAGGGCAGCGCCUGCCAGUGCCGGCAGUCGACAGACGGCUGCCUGAACGCCCGCAAGAACCUGUGCAGCCUCCGCGGGACCUGCCUCUGCAACCGCUGCCAGUGCCGGGGCGACUACCAGCCCCCCUUCUGCCAGGAGUGCCCCGGCUGCCCCUCACCCUGUGGCAGAUACGUCGCCUGUGAGGAGUGCAGGACCUCCGGGACCGGCCCCUUCGCGAAGAACUGCUCCAAGGCCUGCCCCAUCAUCCACAAGUCCGACAAGCCGAUCGAGGGCAGCAGGAAAUGCAGGGAGAAGGACUCCCAGAACUGCUGGAUCUCUUUCCAGAUGUUCCAGGAGGAUGGUGAGGACAUAUACACCGUCUACGUCGAACCUGAAAAAGAGUGCCCGGAGCCUCCCAACAUCGCUCUGAUUGUGGGCGGCACCAUCGCUGCCGUGGUCCUCAUUGGCCUGGUGAUCCUGCUCAUCUGGCGGUGCCUGACAGAGCUGUUGGACCGCCGGGAGUACCGCCGGUUUGAGAAGGAGAAGUCCAAAGCCAAGUGGAAUGAUGCUGAUAACCCCCUCUUCAGGAGUGCCACCACCACUGUUGUCAACCCCAGGUUUAACGAAUGAGGCGAUGGCUGGCAGCGCUGGGACCCACUGUUAAAUAAGGAAAUGCCAAGUUAAAGAAACCUCAAACUAAGGAAAUCUUGAACUAAGGCCCCCACCUCCUCUUCUUUAUCCUCGUGGUUUGUUCCCUUCUCCCGUGGCAGGUGCUGGCUGAGGGACUGCAUCGUGCCAGUAUCCUGGCCUAGUGCUCGACGGUUGGGUUGGUGGGGAUGGGGGAAGGGAACAGACACAGCUUUGCUGUGGAUGGGACUGCAGAGCAGGCCUCACCAUGGGAAUGUGCAGCAGCUCCUGGACUGGACACUGACUGUCUCACCUCCUGAUGCUAACUUUGCCUUCUGCCAGGAGCCCCAAAGCCAGCAGAGCUCACAGAGUGCUUCCAGCUCCGAGUUUGAGCUGGGAUUUCAAUACUGCCACCACGCCUCUUCUGCUCCAGCAGGAUCUGCUCCUAGGCUGCUCCAUGCCCUCCCCUGCUGAACUGGUCUCCACCACUAUGCACUGGCUUCCAAAGAACUCCCUGCUGCGUAGGAAGUGGAGGGUCCUCCAGGCUGGCAAUCCGCUCUGGAGGUUGCAGCAAUGGGAUGUGCCCUAAGGGCUAGUGGGCACCUGUACCUGGGGAUGGAGAGCAGCUGGGGAGCGUGCACUGAAUCUUCUUCCCAAAUCAUCAACUGUUUCGUGGUGUCACUCCUCUCAGACCUACCUCAGGCUAGGUUCUGCUUGGGCUCCUGCAUGCCUGGCUUACCUCCAUCAUGCCUUGAAGUCCUCCUCACAGCAAGGAGGCAAAAGAGCCACCGUUUGAUCUAUGAAACUUCGGCACUGAGCAGCUGAAAAAUUCCCUGCAGGUUGGAGAUCAGACACAGCUUCUUCCACCACCCCUCAGGGAGUGAUCUCCCUGCUCUGCGAGCCCAUCAGGCAUACCAAGAG